Molecule: messenger RNA, 3291 nt
Organism: Daphnia carinata
Lineage: Eukaryota; Metazoa; Arthropoda; Branchiopoda; Diplostraca; Daphniidae
Exons: 19
Coding region: 846-2816 (656 amino acids)
Source: RefSeq, a predicted model, not a curated record
GUUCAGUCGUUGCCUACCACGUCCGUAGUCAACUUCAUAUUUGGUUGUCGUCACGCCACCCUUAUUGAAUUACGCUCACCAUGUGUUGUUUCCUUUUAAGAUUCUUUAAUCUCGACUUGUUAUACCAUAACUAGAUCAAAGUGCGAUCCUGGAUACAAUUUUAAAACCACGUUGAAUAAAAACAAAACCUGCUUUACUUACGCAACCAUGCAGCUUAAACGAGUGUUCGAAAAAAGGAGAUGCUGUGUAUGGGCUGUGUGAUCGAGUGUUUCGCUUUCUCUCGUUUACAAAAUUGUUAAUCAGGAACAACAAGAAAACCAGUUUACGGUGUCAGCCGGGAAGCUUCCGAUCACCUUUUAUAAAAAGGUUCGGGUUAUUGAGAACGUAGUGUCUGCGAGAUCGUUCAAGUGUUCACACCCUCAGGGCGCAUCAGCAUGACAACAAGUUGAAAUCGACACUAUUUUUCAUUUUUAUAUAUGUUUUCAACGAGUGUAAUAUUAGAUCGAGCUAACAACGUACACACAAGUCCUGAAGGGCAGGCAUUCAUGUGUGUGUUCAUCGUCGUGACAUGGCAGAUGUGCACAACCUACCGUGAUACUAUUUUUAAGAAUUGUUUGCUAAAUCUCCUUGGCUCUCCCCAACCGUAAACGUCUUCUGGAAAAAGUCCAAACUGCAAGUGCCUUUGAAAAUUACGUUAAGGUAUUUAAAAGCCGUACGUUUUGUUUAUUAUUGCUUGUUUUUAAUUAACGAAAUUCGCCGACUGAAACCAAAGUGGAUAAGUGCGAGAGAAUUCAAGUUUCAAAGAAACGUAGUUAAAGGGGUUUCUAGACAAGAGUGACGUCAACAUGGCGGCUUAUUUCGUUUUGACUAUUCCUACGGCGGCCUACGAACAAAAGCUUUUGGCCGAUCGCGAUCAAAAUGCUGAAGGCAAAAAAGCGAGUCAACUCGCUCAGAGUGUCAAUACCAAAGGGUUUCUCGGCUUGGCAUCUGUCCAGGAAUCGAGUUUGCUUCAAAGUCGUCGCCAGGAUACCAGUUUGAAACCGACACGUCUGUUGGACGCGUCAGGGCAGCAAGGUGACGAGCCCGGCCAAUCCACUUUCGCUUCCAUAGCUAGCGCUCUUACAUCGACCCUCGAAGAGCUCAAGGUUAACGACGUUGUAUGGAGCAUAUCUAGCAAUGAUAAAUAUCACCAGGUCAGCUUUCCUUCUGGCAAAAACGACUCCGAAGAAAUUUUACAGAAAUUACGGGUUUUGGGGAUUGGUUCACUUUACGACACCAAAUUAAGCGUACUGCCGUGCUCUUUGCAGUACAACAGUCAGGAAGCCUUCGCAGACGACAAAGUUGAAAAUACUGAUGGAGAGGCCCAAUCUGAUGCAGACACUGACGGGGAAAAAGCCGCCGAGCGUGGUCUGCUUCCGAAAACUUCGAAGAACCAGUUCGUUCAAUCCAUCAAGUCACGACUUGCCGUUGCCCAAGUCGUCGAAGGGGUUCGUGAAAGCGCUGUGCUUUCCUUUGACUUUAUCAUGUUCGUCCUACUUGCUGGGAUGUUGGCAGCGUUGGGAUUAGUUGAAAAUUCAUCAGUCGUACUCGUCGCGUCGAUGUUGGUGUCCCCUAUGAUGGGUCCAAUUUUAGCGGGAACAUUUGGCACUGUGAUUCAAGACAGGACGCUUCAGAGGCUGGGUGUUAAAACUGAGUUAAUCGGAUUAGCGUUGUGCCUGUCUUUCGGAUUCGUAUUCGGCAUCAUUUACAGUUCCAUUGUCAACUGGGACGAUGGUUUUUGGCUCAAAGACGAAAUGGUUGCGAGAGGACAGUUACGAUCACUGUGGGUUGGAGUACUGAUCGCCUUGCCCUCUGGAGCUGGGGUAGCGCUCAGUGUACUGGGAGGCAAUGUGGGAUCGCUAGUCGGAGUAGCAAUAUCUGCUUCUUUAUUACCACCCGUUGUUAAUUCGGGUUUGCUAUGGGCAGCUGCAUUGACAAAGUAUGUUGAAUUCCAAAUUUCGGGCAAUAACAGCGUGUUGGCUGCGCCGUCAACUUACUCGGUGUCUUAUUCGACUAACAUGGCCGAAGAGGCAUUGCUGCUGGGUGGAGUUAGUCUGUGUUUAACUCUUCUGAACAUUUUUUGCAUAGUAAUGAUGGGCAUUAUCGUCCUCAAGAUCAAGGAAGUGGCACCCGACAAAGAGGCACCCAACACAAGGCGAUUCUGGAGCCACGACAUUAGGGAAGUACGGAAUUACAACAGGACGUUGACUGGAAAAGAAGCUAAAAGCUUAAUAUCUCGGAUCCACGAUGAUAUUAACGCUAAAUUGGCAGAGGAAAGUGAUGCAAAAGACGACGGCUGGCGGAAUUGCGUUGAACAAAUUUUCACGGAUCCUGUUUACCAAACAAUUAGAAUGAAGAGUGCCUACAUUUCUCCUCAGAUCACUCAGAUGACAUGGCAUCCCAUCCAGCGACCGUCUCACAAUUUAAAUAGUCCUCGAUCAAUCGACCAAUCUUUGAAACAUCCAGGUAUUCAGCGAUUUGAAAGGUCUGUCUCAUCGCCUAAAGGAGUGACAGAACAAACCGAUUCUGCCGUUAAGGUCAAACUGGGAACGGUAACUAGAGAAAGACAACUGUUUACUGCCUAUUCGCAUCGGCAAACACCUUCACCCACAAGGAAAAUCACGUGGAAUUUCCCCUUCCAGUCCAACGACAGUCGCCAAGGCCGAUUUAUCAUCAGUAGGGCUGAUAUUCCAAUUGGCAGUCGUCGCUCGAGACGGUCUAGCCGGAAAGAAAAUUGCACUGCCAAUUUGUACGAUCUUCACGAACUGGUGCCUUAAAAGGAAAAUCCGGACUGUGUUUUUUUUUUAAAAACACUUCCAUUUCACACUAGUGGCCUUAGUAUCCUGCGCUUAGUUACAAUUUCUAACCCAAUGUAUAAGAAACAACAAAUUUGACGCAUAAUGCUAGUGAUGGAUGAAUGGAUUUUUAAAAAGCCCCGCAAAAAUGUAACGAUAAAAAAAACAAAAACAGAAACUUAUAAAUAUUCAUGAAAUUUGCAUGCGCCUUUGCUGAUGAGCACCAGAAACUGGAAGAACCGCUGGGAGUUCCGCACGUUUGAAUACAGUCAACUGCUAUUAGUUGAAAGAACACUAAACUGGAUUCAGCGCGUUCCCUUGGAUGGGUUUGGCGAAAGAGCAAAAUAGGCCGCGUAAAACUUGAUAUACGAGGCAGUUUUAAUCUUGUUUCUUUUAACUCCACACGUUGUCACCCUAGUUUGUUUCUGAGACUGUUGAAAUGCUUUGCGUGGUUGUG